Molecule: messenger RNA, 1130 nt
Organism: Frankliniella occidentalis (western flower thrips)
Lineage: Eukaryota; Metazoa; Arthropoda; Insecta; Thysanoptera; Thripidae
Exons: 2
Coding region: 46-1101 (351 amino acids)
Cellular component (GO): extracellular region
Molecular function (GO): chitin binding
Source: RefSeq, a predicted model, not a curated record
GGGGAUGAAUGCUUAUAAGAUGCGUUCGACUUAGCACUUGCUUAGAUGGCGAUGCGACACCCCGAGAUGUAUUUCCCCCCAGUUGCGCUGCUCAUUGGGGUGUUGGUGGCGGUUGCCGGGGCGGCUAGCCAGCAUCGCAUGUCAGAUGGCGUCCUGAGUCUCCAGAACGCCAACGACGACUGCGGUGGCCAGCAGACCACGUGUCACAACAGCACUGCGCUGCAGGUGUGCGCCGACUUGGGCACCGGGUACGUCCCCGUCGGCAUCAUGCCCUGUGAAAAAGGCACGCCGUUCUGCUCUGACGGCCGCUGUGUCGGGUCCAUUCCGCCUCCAACACCGCCGACUCCCGAACCUGCUAAACCUACGACGCCUCUGCCUUACGACGAUGUCUGUAACGGAAAGCUCUCCGUUUGCGCGGGUUGCUACGUGCGCACCGUUUGUGCACGCCUGGGCAACGGCAUCGUGCCCGUGAGCAACGUGACGUGCGGGGAGGAAGCACCCUACUGCGUGUCCGGGACGUGUCGGCCCGACCUGCCCGCCGACUCGACCUGCGCACCCAUCCCGGCACCCGAGUCCAAGUUCCAGUGCUACAGCGACGGCUACUUUCCGGACCCGUCAAGCUGCAAUCGCUACCACCUGUGCGUGGGCUCCAAGGCUUUCGACUACGACUGCCCCCGAGGCCUGGUGUACGACCAGACGCGCGCACUGUGCACCCCGUCUGCGACUUGCGCCGUGUUCAACUGCCGCGGCCGCGUGGGCCAAUACCAGCUGUACCAGCCCGACAACACGUUGUACGCGCUCUGCAUCACGGAGGACAGCAAGGACGCCCUGGUAGCCUCCUGCCCACCCGGCCACCGGCUCAAGUCCGACAACCCUCUCGACGUGCACUGCGAGGCGUUCUGCGCCAAAGUAGGCCGCUUCGCAGACCCUGCAGACACGACUGGAGCCGCCUAUUUGGAGUGCCUCGCCUCUUACGUGCGUGGGGAGCUAGUGGGGCCGAUCUCAAGCUCUUGCCCCGUAGGGUCCUUGUUCGACGAGCUGUCGGAGCGCUGCAAGCCCAUCAACCCCACACCUCGCAACACGACUCCCAUCUCUAAAUGAAACACUUAAUAAAAAUUACGAAUUAAAAA